CUCUCUUACAACGAGUGCAGACUAAAUCACUACUUUCAGCCAGUGGGCCCUUUCAUUCAUUAUGAAGCAGAGGUUUUCUUCUCUCGAUGUCAAGAUAAUUGCCCAUGAGCUGUCGAGCAGCUUAUGCUCUCUUCGAUUAUCCAACAUAUAUGACCUUUCUUCGAGGAUCUUUCUCCUCAAGUUUGCAAAGCCCGACCACCGACAGCAGCUGGUAAUUGACUCCGGUUUCCGAUGUCACCUAACAAACUUCUCGAGAACCACAGCAGCGGCACCGUCGGCCUUUGUCACGCGGCUGCGGAAAUUUCUUCGUACGAGAAGAGUUACCUCUGUGGCACAGAUUGGAACCGAUCGUGUUAUCGAGAUCCAAUUUAGUGACGGACAAUAUCGGCUAUUCCUCGAAUUUUAUGCUGGUGGUAACAUAAUACUUACCGAUGCGGAGCUCAACAUCAUCUCCGUCCUUCGCAUUGUCGGCGCUGGAGCCGAUCAGGAGGAGAUCAGAAUCGGACUCAAGUACAAUCUGUCUUACCGACAAAAUUUCAAUGGCGUGCCGCCCUUGACAAAAGAGCGUGUGCGAGAAGCUCUGCAGGCUGCUGUUAACAAGGAGCAAGCUGAGUCUAAGCAAAAAAAGAACAAGAAGUCUGGCGAUGUUUUACGAAAAGCUUUAGCCACAUCCAUUACCGAGUUCCCUCCGAUGCUCAUCGAGCAUGCUCUGAAGGUGGUGGACUUUGACCCCAAAAUUCGCCCCGAAGAAGUUUUACAGCACGAUGCUCUAUUUGAGAAACUCAUGCUCGUGCUGGAGGAAGCGGAUAAGACGGUCAAAGAGAUAACUAGCUCGGAAGUUGUAAAGGGCUAUAUUCUGGCGAAACCAAGAGCAAAAUCUUCAAAGGAAGACCCCGAGAAGGGAGCCGCCUCCGAGGCAAAAGACGAAUCGCACAAUUUGCUCUACGAAGACUUUCAUCCUUUCCGACCACGUCAAUUUGUAAGCGAGGAUGCCGCACAAAUUUUGGAAUUUGAAGGAUUCAACAAAACCGUCGACGCAUAUUUCUCGUCUAUUGAGUCUCAAAAGCUCGAGACAAGAUUGCAGGAGCGAGAGCUGCACGCCGAAAGAAAGCUUGAUUCUGCUCGUGAGGAACAGAGGAAACGAUUGGAAGGUCUACAGCAGGUCCAAGAGCUCAACAUCAGAAAGGCACAGGCUAUCGAAGCGAAUCUGGAGCGAGUAGAGGAGGCAUGUGCAGCUGUUAACAGCCUUAUCGCCCAGGGCAUGGAUUGGGUGGAGAUUAACCGGCUGGUUGAGAUGGAACAAAGGCGGAAUAAUCCUGUAGCAGAAAUAAUAAAGCUGCCUCUGAAGCUGCAUGAGAACACUGCGACUCUGCUCCUCGGCGAAAUGGAUUUGGAAGACGUGGACAUCGAAGAAGAUGAGACCGAUAGUGAACUCUCGGAUUCUGAAGAAGAGGAAAUAACAUCCGGAAAACCCAAGGCCAAACCCGAGGACAAGCGGUUGGCUGUUGACCUUGACCUUGGUCUGUCUCCCUGGUCGAACGCUCGUAUCUACUACGACCAGAAGAAGGGAGCGGCGGUCAAAGAGCAGAAGACAAUGCAGGCAUCUACGAAGGCGCUCAAGAGCACAGAGAAGAAGGUUGCGGCUGAUUUGAAGAAGGGAUUGCAGCAGGAGAAGCAAGUUCUACGGCCGGUCCGUAAGCAGCUCUGGUUUGAAAAGUUUUUGUUCUUUAUUUCUUCCGAUGGAUACCUCAUCUUAGGCGGCAAGGAUGCACAGCAAAACGAAAUGUUGUAUCGAAGAUAUCUUAAAAAGGGCGACAUCUAUGUUCACGCCGAAUUACAAGGCGCCGCAUCCGUCAUUGUCAAGAACAACCCCUCAACUCCGGAUGCACCUAUCCCUCCAUCGACUCUCUCACAGGCCGGAAAUCUCUCCGUUGCGACUUCAGUUGCUUGGGAUUCUAAAGCAGUCAUGUCUGCCUGGUGGGUCAACUAUGAUCAAGUCUCAAAGUCUGCGCCUACUGGCGAAUAUCUUGGCACUGGAUCGUUCAUGAUCCGUGGAAAGAAGAAUUUCCUACCUCCUGCUCAGCUGCUCCUCGGCUUUGCGGUCAUGUUCCAGAUCAGCGAAGAGAGCAAGGCCCGUCACGUCAAGCAUAGGCUGCGAGAUGAGGAUAGCAUAGUGGCUGACAGGGCCAGCAACGCAAUUGCUGAUCUCAAGGUGACAGAUGAUGCAGAUGGCAGCGUGUCUGCGACUCCUGCUCCAGAGGAGGGUGCCGCAGCUGCUACUACUGACAGUGAAGAUGAAGAUUUUCCGGAUGCAAAACUCGAGUCAGAUGUCGACAAUGAUGAUGCACAAUCCAGUCACCCAAACCCAUUGCAAAGUGAACCUCAAGCUGGUCAAGACCUUUCCCGAUCUGAGUCAUCCAAGGGGCAAACGGAAGAUGGACCGAAGAAGCAGAUUCCUUCCGAGCUGCCACAAGAUGACGGAGAUUCAGACGAAGAGGAAGAUGAAUCAGAUGCAGCAACCCAGCCAACUGAGAAACCAUCAGGAGGAAACAACUUGCGCGAUCUUUCGGCUCGCGAGCGGCGCCUCGCUCGCAAGGGCCAGCUCUCCGAUACGGAAGACUUUGAUGGCGACAGCGGAAUCAGCACACCAACUUCGAAACCGAAAUCCGCUCCUCAAGUCCGGGGUAAGCGCGGGAAAAAGAAGAAGAUUGCUGCCAAGUACGCCGAUCAAGAUGAGGAAGACCGCGAAUUGGCCUUGAAACUUCUCGGCUCUGCCUCUGCCAAAUCCAAAGCUGAAGAAGCAGCGCGCCAGAAAAAGGCUAAAGAGGAAGAACUCGCAUUCCAGCUGCAGCGCCGCCGGGAGCAGCACACUCGCCAGCAGCAAAAGGCGCGCGAACAUGAAGAAAUGCGCCAGAUCAUGAUGCAAGAAGAAGGAACCACCAUCGAGACCCUUGACGAAGAGGAAGCUGCCCAAAUGCGCGACCUCGAUGCUUUUGUCGGCACCCCACUUGCCGGAGACGAAAUCAUUGAAGCAAUCCCUAUUUGCGCGCCCUGGACCGCACUCGCAAAAUACAAGUAUCGCGCCAAACUCCAGCCUGGAAGCACAAAGAAGGGCAAAGCAGUCAAAGAAAUUCUCUUCAAAUGGGCCGCUGAUGGCGCCGACAGAAAGAAUGUCGAUGACAAAUCAGAAGAUAAGGAGAAGAUUUGGCCCAGAGAGCUGGAGUUGAUCAAGGCGUGGAAAGAUACAGAGGUUGUGAACACCUUGCCAGUCAGACAAGUAAGAGUGAUGAUGGCCGGUGGAAGCGCUGGCGGCGGCGGUGAUAAAGGCAAGGGAGGAAAAGGAGGCGGCGGUGGAGGUAAGGGUAAAGGUGGUAAAGGCGGUAAGAAGCGGUAGAUCUGUAGCCAUCACUGGGUUCCCAUGUAUGGUGUCUGUUAUGUAAAUACAUUGGAAAGGUUAGGAAGCAUUUGUGUGUAUAUAUCCUUGUACAGUAUGAUAAGAAAUCAUUCUUCGAUCGCACUAUACAUAUUACAGGAAUAUAGAAUAAAACCCCGGGCCUG
Molecule: messenger RNA, 3558 nt
Organism: Xylona heveae TC161
Lineage: Eukaryota; Fungi; Ascomycota; Xylonomycetes; Xylonales; Xylonaceae
Exons: 3
Coding region: 62-3394 (1110 amino acids)
Biological process (GO): rescue of stalled cytosolic ribosome; ribosome-associated ubiquitin-dependent protein catabolic process
Cellular component (GO): RQC complex
Molecular function (GO): tRNA binding; ribosomal large subunit binding
Source: RefSeq, a predicted model, not a curated record